Molecule: messenger RNA, 1762 nt
Organism: Musa acuminata subsp. malaccensis (wild Malaysian banana)
Lineage: Eukaryota; Viridiplantae; Streptophyta; Magnoliopsida; Zingiberales; Musaceae
Source: RefSeq, a predicted model, not a curated record
GCGAUUCAUGUUUCGGCGGAGACGGGGAAGAGGAAUCUUCUUUACGGGGAAGAAGUCGGGUCGGAGGUGGACCGGAAACGGCGAGCGGAUGGAGGAAGAGGAGGGUAACGAGUGUCCUCCCGAGAACCAAGAAAAGAAGCCGCGUGAAGGCGGAGGCGGCUGGGGCUUCUCCUCGUUCUCCAUUUUCUCGAAUCUCCAGAAGGCCGCCGAAGAGAUCUCCAUAAACGCAGUUGAAGCCAUCAAGAACGCGGGCACCACCGACUUGCAGAGCAUGGACCCUGAUGCUGCGCAAGAGCAAGAGCGCAAAGGGGGAGAAGACGAAAGUGAGAACAAUAAACUUCGCAAGUCCGCGUUGGAUAGAUUGGAGAAAGCCAGUGACGAUUCUCUGUUCGGUCAGGGUCUCAAGGUAUUGGACAAUUCAGUGGAAACUUUUGCUUUCGGAGCAUGGAGUGCAUUGGGUAAUGCUUGGAAGGGGGGUUCGAGGCUGGUCGGUAGGUUGGAGCAUUCUGCUGCAAAUCUUGCUGAUUCCAUGCAGCACGGAGACCUGCCUGGCAAAGCCACUUCUCUUGCUCCAUCAAUUAUUGAGACUGGGAAGACUUUUACAACAAAGGGAAUGGAAGUCCUUGAGCGGGUUGGAAAAGAGACGAUGGACCUGCUCAUUGUUGAGACUGGUCUUGAAGUUGAGAAGGACCCCGUUAACCAACAAGCUGACGAAGAAGAGUUUGAGGAAGUAACGUUUGACAGGUGCUUUUACAUUUAUGGAGGUCCUGAUCUUCUUGAGGAACUGGAAGCACUGUCAAGUCAUCAUGUUUUACUAUUUAACAGGCGAAAAACAAAACUUUUGGCAGAACAGAAAUCCCUCUAUAAUGCUAAACUGCUACAGGUCCAGAAAUUCUUCAGUCUGGGCACCAUCGCUGAAGAAAAUGGAGUUGAUCCAGAUAUAGGAAAUGUUAUUGAGACAACAGCUGGUGACAGUGAUACUGAGAUGAAAAGGUUAUGUGACUCGAGUGUCAAAAGGGCUGCUGACAUUGCUGCAGGGUUCACAUCUUCUCUUGGGGGACUUACUGAAGAUGAUAUAAUUCAGCGAGCUACUGGCAGACUUGAGACAAUCCACUCAGAGUGUAUCCAUAGAUUGUCAGAACUCUGUUGUUCUGCAAUAUCUCAACUUCUGGCUCUUGGAAAAUCAGUCAUUUCAAGUGCAAACAAAGCAAAGAAUGAAGAAAUAAGCGGUGAUUCUUUGAAGAUUGAUUGGCCUGAAGAUUCUGCCUUAAAAGCUAAGGUUAUAAGAUACAAGGCCCAGUCCAUGACUGGAGACAUGGAAACGGUUUCUAAUAGUUUUAUUACAGGAAUCUCAGACAUACUAGAAGCAUAUCUGACAGUCAUACAAAGUGUUUCUUCUGAUAAACAAGUGGGCCUCCCGCAUACUUCAGUUCAAGAAAAGGCAAAUGUUAUUACGAACCAUUUCCGAGCUGGCCAAACCAGUGCUGUGGAGAAGAUUCAGGAUGCUCUUCACUACCUGACAUAUGUGGUUCUCUCUACCUCCAUGCCAACUGUAUGAUAUUCAUGAACAAUGGAUAAUUUUUCUAAUUCAGUACGGUUCGCUCAUCAAGAUUGAAUUUAUUUGACUGCUUUAACCCUCAGCCAGCUGUGGAUUAUAUAUAUUUGCAAGGUUUUGUUUUCAUGUCAUUUAAAUAUCAUUGUAGCUUAUGUAGUGUUGUGCCAACACUUGAUCUUCUUGAUAUUUGUUUAUAACUAGUGUAAA